Messenger RNA from Zasmidium cellare ATCC 36951, 765 nucleotides. RefSeq lists its product as uncharacterized. The coding region runs from base 1 to 765 and encodes 254 amino acids. The transcript has 2 exons. NCBI's taxonomy places the organism in Eukaryota, Fungi, Ascomycota, Dothideomycetes, Mycosphaerellales, Mycosphaerellaceae. The record is from RefSeq and is a predicted model, not a curated record.
AUGCCUGCUCCAUUCCACCAGCAUCUCCAGACCGUCCGCGAUGACCACACCAACAAUGUCGCAUUUGCGCAGGCUAUCUUGCCCCAAUUGCUUCACAAGUUGUCCUUACUGCCAAUCGAGUACAAACAAGAACUCGCGGCGUCAGACGACUGGCAGGAAUCCAAGUGCCUAGUACUUGAAGCAGAUCGGAUGGUGAACACUCUCAACUUCCCUACCAGCGUCGAGAACAGGUUGAGCGAGAGUCGGCCAGCGUACGAGGAAGGCCUUCAGCAAGUCGCGAGCUGGAAGGUCCGACGUAAGGGGGCGCUGGAUGGCUACUGGCAAGAAACGCUCGAGGUGAUGGCGAAAUUCAAAGAAGAUCCAACUCCAGCUGUCGAUAAACGCAUUGCUAUCGUGACCCAGGGUCGCGACAACUUCAGCGAGGGGCUUGAAGUGAGAGAGGCAGAACUGUCCGUCUUGCGACAGUCGGUGCAUGGAAGAUUGAGACCGGUGUUGGAGGGCAAUCAAGAACCCGGAAAGCUGUCAAGAAAUGAGUGCCCCAUCUUCUUGGUCGAGUAUGAGAAUCCCGCCUCCCUCGGGUGUGAUCACAUCUUCAGCUUCAACGACCUCGUCUCCUGGGUUGAUGAGCAUAGUGACUGCCCGAUGUGUCGUGAGCCGGCCGAGUUGGACAAAGUGCAGCGGCUCGAUGUGGAGCGUGUGGACGGCCAGCCUGCAUGCGAGGCUGUCGAGGUCGAGCAGACGGAUGAGGAAUCCAGUGAGGGAUAG